Messenger RNA from Racocetra persica, 988 nucleotides. The record is from the annotation of a GenBank genome assembly. NCBI's taxonomy places the organism in Eukaryota, Fungi, Glomeromycota, Glomeromycetes, Diversisporales, Gigasporaceae.
AUGGAAACGGGUAAUAAAACAUUUCCGGGAAACGGAAACGUUAUAAAAGUAAAAGUGGAAGGCCAAGGUCAUAAUUCUCCAAAUCUUCAGCAUUUUGUUAUGGGUGAUGUAAAUAAGAAUGUUACAAGAAAGCUGCAGUCGUCCCAACGACCAGUCUUUGACGUCAAAGCAAAUAAUGAAUCAUUACUUCGGCUAUCCCGAGUUCAUUCAUCGGAUCGACAUUUGUUGCCAAUUGAACCAAAAGAUUUGCCAAAGUUUGAAAAAAUCGAUUUAUAUUUAAGAAGAUAUCAUAUGCAAGCAAUUCAAGAUGCUAAAACACAAGCUCUCGUGAAAAAGUCCCAGUUAAAGUCAAAUAUUAAUAGAUAUGAUAUUCUAUUGCAUAUUGACCCAGAAAUUCUAUUGGAAUUUGAUUCCAUACUUGGUAAUGACCUUCUUAAUAAUUUUGUCGCGUCGAACCUUGAAGGUGAUAUCACAACAGGAUGUACGGCAAUCAUUCAAUCUAUAUUAGGUUCUGAUGACAUUCUAAUGGCCGAGCAAGUUCGAUGUAAAAUUCGGCUAGAAUAUUUACCAGAAUUGCCAGAAUAUCGGAUGGACUCAAUAUCUGACGUGUUUGAUAAAACACGCCAUCGUCAAGAUCCUCUAUUUGCCGUUUUUCGAGGAAUUGUCGAAUGUUUAUGGAUGCCCACCUUUAUUAUUCGCACUUUCAAGUGUGAAAAUGUAGAGUGCUGCAAUAAGACUUAUUUGCACGUAGUACCAAGUGCUCGGAUAAAUCGUGUUAUUAAGCGCACUGAAGCUGGAGAAUAUUUUCAGACAAGCACGAGUACAACUUUACAUGAUAUUGAUUUAAAUUGUGGUUAUUGUGGUAAUGAAAUGAAAGAAAUGGUAGUUGACCGAGUAUACACGACAAGGCAAUGCAUCCGUAUUUCAUGCAUAAAGUCAACUGAAAAUAAGGGUCCAUUUUGCAAUUCAAUAAUUGCGGUCCUGCAAG